CGCGCCGUCGACGGUUAGAUUGCGUCGAGACUUUGAACCGUUAGCACGUCGCCGUUGCGUCACAACGUUUCGCGCGUCAACCGUUUCGCGUCUUUACGCCAGUGAGCGAGUGUAAUCUCUUCGGUGGUGACUUUUCCAGUUGGCCAGCUUUUGUAAAGUGUAAAAGUGACAAUUGUGAGAUUUUCGUUCAAUACAAUAAACUGGUUAUUAAAGUGUCGCUGUAAACGUCACAUCGAAUAAGGAACUAUUCUCUGGUGAAGUUGUUCGCUGGAUAUAUUGGCAAAACUGUUCCGAGUGUGCAGUUGUGACCUGUGUUUUGCUGUGUGGUGCUGCAGUGGUUAUAAAAUAGUGAAAUUAUCAAUCGAAACCUCCAGCAGCAGCAGCAGCAGCGGGCAGCGGUGUGCUUGGCGCUUGAUUGAUGAUCCGGUGGAGGUAAAUUCGAACGUCAGCCCCGUACCUUGCGAUAUUGACAGCGAUUCCAGUUACCACUUUAAGUCAAGCUCUAUGCACUUCAGCAUUGAAUGAAUUACCACGGGAUAGCGCCACGCUCCGUGUGCACAGCUCGACUAUUUGGGAACGGAACCGAACGCGCUGCCGUACCGUCGCUCGGUGUGAUUUAAUAAAGCCACACACACACACACUCGGGACAGACUCUCCAAGCGCGACCGCGACUAGAAGCGACCGAAAGCGGCCAGCAGUAUCCCACGCCUCCCGACCACGGCCUGAUCCGCAACGGGUCCACCACACAUCGGAACACAACAUCGGACGAUGGCGUCCGGCCACGUUCGAUACCUGCUGCCCUCGGUCCUGCUGGCCGUGCUGCUGUGCGGCGAUGCUGGACAAGCGGCCGACCCCGUGGGCACGGGAGGACCGUCGCUGGUGCACGUCGGCGAGGACGCGCUGCUAACCUGCGUGGUGAUGACCCCGUACAACAACGACACCGUGCUGUGGCGCAAGGGACCGCACGAGAUCCUGUCGGCCGGCAUGAAUCGGGUCACCGGGGACAGGCGGAUCAGCGUGCUGCACGAUGACUCACCCAAGGGCAGAACACCACUCGGCGGUGACGUAUGGGUGCUGCUCAUCAAGGAAACGCGCCUGAACGAUUCCGACGUGUACGUGUGCGAGGUGAACAGUGACCCGAUUGUAAGGAGCUUCCACCCACUAACAGUGCGACAGUCGAAGAAGAAAACGGCCACCACCAGCCGGAACGCAACCGACUCGCCGAGCACCACGUCGUCCCCGUCAACAGCGUCCCCCGAAGGGGCCGGUGCCACCUCGGAAGCGGACGAGGAGGACGAUUCCUCGUCGGACGUGUACACCGACUCGGAGGAGGAGGUCAGCCCGGACGGUGUGCCGCUGGUGACGCACGAUUUCACCGACUGCUGCCACGCGAACAACGUGUCGGACGCGUGCAUGGGCUUCUGCGUGCUGCACAACAUCCUGGACGGAUCGGCGGGCGCCGAGCCGGAACAGUGCGAGCGGGACUUCCCGAACAUCGUGCGGUGCAUGGCGGACGGGCGCAACCACGUGCCGUGCUGUGUGGAGAAGGGCAUACCGGACCUGUGCCAGGACAUGUGCCGCGGCGAGUACACACCGUUCACCGAUCUGCUCAAGUCGCGCGUCUCCUGCGUACAGCACACGCUGCCCGGGCUGCAGUGCAUACUGGACAACAUACAGCGCCUGCCGUCGGAACCGCAGUCCGUGUCGGUGGAACCGCUGACCGAGCGGUCGCUGCAGGUUAGCUGGCAGGCGCCGGAGAGGCUGGGCGGGAGUGUGAAGUACUACCAGAUCAAUGCAACGCGGCUGCACGCGUUCGAUCAGGACUAUUUGGCGAAUGCGACGACCGCGGAGGGCGGCGGCCUGGUGACGCUGCAGGUGUCGGCCGACCAGACGACGGCCGUCCUGUCCAACCUGGCGCCCUUUACGAUGUACACGGUGACGGUGAGCGCGCACAACGAUCACGGCUCGAGCCUGCCCAGCAUGCGGAUCCGUGCGCUGACGCUGGAGGGUGGCGUCGUUAGCAAGCAGACGAGUGUGGCCGUCGUACCGGUUCUGCCAGAUGUGCGCGGCUGCUGCAUGAAGAAGGGCAUCACGCACCGGACCUGCCUGGAGAAGAUGUGCGAUCCGGUCAAGGCGGACUUCACCGAGGUGCCCGACCUGAUGGUUUGCGCACCCUGGGCCAACAUCACCUUUGCCUGCCUGGCGAACAACAUCGACCACACGCCGUGCUGCAAGAGCCGUGGCAUCCCGGAGGGUUGCCUUUCCUUCUGCUCCGGCACUGUGAAGGCGAUCAACUUCAACUACUUCAAGUGUCUGCAGUACAUGUCCGAGUACAGUAGCUGUCUGCUGCAGGGGUACGGCGUGCUCUCCGGGCCUCCCUCGAAGCUGAAAGCCCCCCUAAUCGCCAGCCACUUUGUCGUGCUGGAAUGGAAGCCUCCCAAGAUCCUGCCCGACACGGUCACCGCGUACCAUCUGCACUAUCGCCGGCUCGGCAGUGGGGAGGAGUACAGCGUGCUGGAGAAAGAUCAAGCCCCGGUCAUUGUGGAGGAUCUGGAGGCGGCCACAUACUACGAAGCGUUCGUCGUGGCGGUGAAUGCGCACGGCAAGGGCGGCCCCUCGCCGCGCCUGGUAUUCCAGACGAAGCGUGACGUGGCGGCGGAACCGGCCCACACACACUACAACAUAUCGGCGUGCUGUCACGCCUCGGGAUUGUUGCCCCAGUGUGCUCCACUGUGUAGUUACGAUGCCAAGAUGUCGGACAUCCAGAAGCUGGGCAAUACGUGUCGCGGCCAGAUCGGUACCAUUGUGCGCUGCAGUGCUGGUGGGCGUGAUCAUACGGCAUGCUGUGCCCGCCGUGCCGUUCCACCCAAGUGUCAGUCACUGUGCCGCGGGGUCAUCACGAGCUCACCGGCCGAUUGUUUACCCUUCGCGGGGAACAUCAUUCAGUGCUUCGAGGAGGGCAUUGGACACAUUCCGGCGCCGGUGGAGGACCUGCACGUAACGUCCGUCACGAACACGUCGAUCUCGCUUGCCUGGGUGCCGUCCGAGCUGGAUGCGAACAGUACGGAAAACAAACCGUCCGACUAUCUCGUCCAGUACGGCAAGGUGAACAACAUGACCAUGUACGAAACUGUGAUCAAGCUGGAGCAUGAACUCAACACCACCGAAACGGACAUCGAGCUGAAAGAUCUUGAGCCAAAAGCACUGUAUCGCAUCACGGUAGUGUCGCGCGGCGAGCACGGCACAUCCCUUCCCUCGUCCAUGCUGCUGAUCAACACGUCCCGCACCGAUUCGGCCAGCACGGUGUACGGAGCUCCGUCGCCACCGCACUCGCUGGCAGUGUCCGCGCACAGCGCCACCUGGAUCACGGUGUCCUGGCAGCCGCCCGAGUUCUCCCACCCGCACGAAAGCAUCACCUAUCGCGUCAUACACAAGGUGGCGAACAACUACACCGUGAUCGAUACGCGGCUGCUGUGGGUGCGCGUUAACAACCUGCUGCCCAACACGCAGCACAUCGUGUACGUGGUGGCGAUCGGGGCCAAGGGCACCAGUCUGCCGUCGGAGACGCUCGUCGCCUGGACGGAUCCGGCACUGCCCGCCUAUGUGGAUCCCCCGACGGUACAUCCGUCCGACAUCAUCACCGAGGGCGGCUCCAUGACGAUACUCUGCCUUGCGAUGGGCAAUCCGGCGCCCACCAUUUCACUGUACGUUGGUGGGCACCUGGUGCGGCAGGACACCUCCCGCCACAUGAUCACGGUGAUCCACAACGUCACGACGGAUAUGGAGCACAUUUCCUGCUACGCCGACAACGGUUACGGCAUCCCGAUGCAGGCUGCAAAGAAGGUCAACAUAAGCUUUGCACCGCGCAUUCAAGCUUCGGGCAUUACGGUGGCAUCGGUGGGCGAGUCCGUCGACCUGAAGUGUACGAUCCGUGCCCGUCCCAUCCCGAAAACUAUGUUCUGGCGGGAUCACGAUGGACGCGUGCCGGUGAUUCAGGGCGGCAACUAUGACAUGUCGAUGAAGAAUGACGUCGAUGACAACUCCCUGUACGUGAUGACGCUGACGAUCGCGAAGCUAAGCUCGCAGGACGUGGGCGAUUACUUCUGCCACGCGGAGAACGCGCUCGGUUCGUCCACCCGUGCCGUCUCGGUGCGCAUCCGCAACACGGCUGCGUCGUCCAACAUUUCCGAGUGCUGCGCGGCGCAGAACGUGUCGGCCGCGUGCAUGAGCGCCUGCUCGUUCUACAUCGACAUCGAGAGCGUGAUCGACCGGCCGGAGUGCAUCGUGGACUUUGACAAGCUGAUGCGGUGCGCGGCGGACGGGUCGGACCACCGGGGCUGCUGUGCGUCGAAGGAUGUGCCGCGCCGCUGCCUGAACUGGUGCCGCGGCGAGCCGAUCACGCCGCCCGGCAUCUGUGCGCUGCAGCACACGCGCACGAUCGUCGGCUGCUUCCAGGAGAACCGGGAGCGGCUGCCGGGACCACCGCAGAACCUGAAGGUGCAGGUGCUGAGCGACGAGGAGGUGCUGAUUCGGUGGGACCCGCCGGCCAAGAACCCCAGCACGGUCGAAGGCUACCGGGUGUUCUGGCACGAUCUGGAACCGGUCACCGACAACCUGUCGAACGUGAUCAACGGGCUCGCAACGAGCCGGCUGGACGCGAAGGAGACGAGCAUCAAGCUGGAGGGCCUGAAGCCGCACGUCAUGUACGAGCUGGUGAUCAAGGCGGGCAACCAUCUCGGUGCGUCGGUCCUCUCGGAACCGCUGCGGUUCACGCUCGGCGACCAGCACAUCACCAGCGCGUCGCACGGCACGAACGCGGGCGUGGUGAGCGGCAUCGUGGCCGGCCUGCUCGCGAUCGUGCUCGCGAUUGCCGCCCUCUUCGUCGUGAAGCGGGGCAAGUUCGGGCCGAAGCAGGCGAACGGGGGCGUCGCGUUCGAGAACCCGAGCUAUCUGCGCGAGAUGAACGUCGAGCAUGUGCAGAUUCCAGCCGUGUCCGGGCCGGGCGUCGGCAAUGGGGCCGACUGGCGGCAGGAAUCGCUGCACGCGGCAGCGAACGGUACCGCCACGACCGGGCUGAACCACGACAACGCGGUCGUCCCGAUGGCGACCGAGGUGAACCCGUCGCUGUACGAGGAGCUGAAGCUCGGGCACGAUCGGGCCGGGUUCAAGCGGCUGGUGUCCUAGGAAACGAUGCUGACGGCCGACCCGGUGGCGGCGGCACCGGCCGGCGGGCCCAGCACGGUACUUGUACAUACCGGUGGACAGUUUUAGAUGUGAUCCCGUCCGGACGGGAGGGGCGGUAUUUGUAUUUUGUACUCACUUUGGACCUGUGACACACGACGUGAGACGAUGUGUGAGCGAGCUGCAGUGGUCGAUUUUUUUGCAAUGCAAGGACGAUAUUGUAGCGCGUAAACAAUGCAGCGUGGUACAGUGAAGAUGGUAGGGAAUGUAAUUAGAGUCACUUCUUCUUCUACUGCUGUUAGAGGGAGAGAGAGAGAAAGAUCACGCAUAAUCGUGAUGGUGUGAUAAAGGAAUUGUGGUGUUUUGUUGUAUUCUUUCUCUCACUUUCUCUCUCUGUCAACCAAAUCCAAUAACUGCAAAGUAGCAGCAAAUGACCAGACACAAACAUACACACACCCGUGUGCAAGUACCGCUCUAGUCAAAUAAUGGAAACGGAAACAAGUCUAUUGGCAGAAGUGAUGGGGCACGUCAGGGCAUUAUUGAACAUCGGAAUGGGGCGAAAUCAAGUUAACACAGACUUUAGUUACCAUCGAUCAACCGAGGAGGAAGCCGCCUACCAGUGUGACCACCCAGCCCGAAACCUAUCCUCCCCUGUCGAACCGUAGUGCGCGUGUAAUCGCAGUAAUCGCUGUGUUUUUAUCCAUUUUAGUACGUUAGCGCGUCACACCGCAAUGAGUUAGAGUGAACUUGACUUGAAAAAGGCAAUAAUUAUUUAAACCACCCCUCAAAAAAAAUAGACAAACACUCACACACACACAGAGAUAUUCCCAGUUUAGUAGCACAACAAGCAUAUAGAGGACGCCACCGUACCGAACACAGUAGUAGCAAGAAUUAUCGGUUUAGUUUGUAAAAGUGAUAAGGUAAAACCCCGGCAAGCGAACGAGCGAACGAGCCCCAAAACCACCAAACCCCCCACGUGUUACGUUGGAAGGUGGCGUUUAUAUGCUUUGCAACGAACAGCAACUGCAGCACUUUAGUACACAGACACACAGACACACACCAUUCCCUUUAUAACUGUAUCGUGCCGUUAACGGGAGCAUGAACGAAGUUAGAAAGGGUGGGGUGUACGAUGAUGAAAGGAAACAUUUUAUUGGAGAAAGGCUGUUUGAGACAUUUGCGUGCACCAGCACGCACAAGCGUAUGUGUGUGUGUGCGUGUGCGUGUGGGUGUACUUGUUGCGAGCAUAUUUAAAGUGAACGACGAUAAACGAGAAGGCGGUGUGUGUGUUGUUUGUAGCAUUCGGGCGGGCGACCUGGUCAGAGUGUUGUAGGAGGGAAGGAAGCAAUAAAUUUGAGGAUAGUUUUUUAUAAUAAAACAAAAUAUUACACAUUAAAUGCGAACAACA
This is a messenger RNA of Anopheles coluzzii, 6586 nucleotides long. Its product is annotated as Ig-like and fibronectin type-III domain-containing protein 1. Bases 769 to 5184 code for a protein of 1471 amino acids. The transcript has 16 exons. The record is from RefSeq and is a predicted model, not a curated record. Gene Ontology annotation, molecular function: protein binding. NCBI's taxonomy places the organism in Eukaryota, Metazoa, Arthropoda, Insecta, Diptera, Culicidae.